Messenger RNA from Oreochromis aureus, 2026 nucleotides. Its product is annotated as alanyl-tRNA editing protein Aarsd1. Gene Ontology annotation, molecular function: alanine-tRNA ligase activity; Ser-tRNA(Ala) deacylase activity; nucleic acid binding. Bases 115 to 1782 code for a protein of 555 amino acids. Gene Ontology annotation, biological process: regulation of translational fidelity; alanyl-tRNA aminoacylation; chaperone-mediated protein complex assembly. NCBI's taxonomy places the organism in Eukaryota, Metazoa, Chordata, Actinopteri, Cichliformes, Cichlidae. Gene Ontology annotation, cellular component: nucleus; cytosol. The transcript is spliced from 17 exons. The record is from RefSeq and is a predicted model, not a curated record.
CUGCAUCAGAGCACACUACUAACUCAGCCGGACACGUGUGAGUUAGCUUUCUCUUGGUGAAAAGGAAUUGUAAAGCUACUUCUCAUUUAUUUAAAAACAACAAUAACAACAAGAAUGAACAAACCUAAAAUUGUCAGACCAGAGGAGAGCAAGCCAGCACAUGCGCUGUGGUUUGACAGGAAGAAAUACGUCACCAUCAACUUCAUGGUUCAGAAACCUAAAGAUGUCCAAGUUGAUAUCCAGCCAGACAAACUGAUUCUGUGCUGCAAAAACGAAACAGAUGAUGUGUACUACAACGAGCUGCACUUCUAUGACAAAGUCCAGAUCCACGACUCCAGAGAAAGGGUCUAUGACCGCACCAUCAAUGUCUUGCUAAGGAAGAUGAAACCUGAUUGUGCUUGGCCUCGUCUUCAGAAAGAUCCAGCUAAGGCCAGUUGGAUUUCAGUUGACUUUGAUAACUGGAGGGACUGGGAGCACGAAGAAGAUGAGGGAAAGGAGGAAUAUGACCAUUAUGUGGAUAUGAUCCGAGAGAUGGCUAACAGUGACAAAGGAGAAGCUCCAGAUAUGGGGGAUCUUAGUGAUUUUGUUACGUCUGUAGUCUCCUGCUGCCCAGCGGAACUAAAACAAGAAGUAAAUGGAAAGAAAGAAACUAUUAAAGGAUUCCACAUCAAGCUACAAGAUACCAUCUUGUUUCCCGAGGGAGGUGGCCAGCCAGAUGACCAUGGAUUCCUUGGAGAUGUCCCAGUUUUGAGAGUGACGAGGCAGGGACCAGACGCCCUGCAUUUUGUGGCCUCACCUCUGGAGGUGGGUCAGGAGGUUCACGUGAAGGUAGACUGGGAGAGGAGAUUUGAUCAUAUGCAGCAACACUCGGGUCAGCAUUUGAUUACAGCUCUGGCAGAAACAAUGUUUGGAUACAAGACCACAUCCUGGGAACUGGGUCGUCAAAGAAGCACCAUUGAGCUGGACACUCCCUGUGUGAAACCUGGCCAGCUUCAGGAACUGGAAGAAUGUGUAAAUGAGAAGAUCAGAGCUCACAUUCCGGUCAUGGUUCAGCUUCUCUCUAUAGAUGACCCAGCUGUGGAGAAGGUGAGAAGUCGAGGGCUGCCAGAGGACCACGCAGGACCCAUUCGGAUCAUUGAUAUAGAGGGCAUAGAUGCCAACAUGUGCUGUGGAACCCACGUCUCCAACCUCGGUCACUUACAGGUAAUAAAGCUGCUGGGAACUGAGAAAGGAAAGAAAAACAAAACCAACCUAAUUUUCCUGGCAGGAAAAAGGGUACUAAAGUAUGCAGAGAAAAGCUACAACACAGAGCGUUCACUGGUGUCACUUCUAAAAACGGGACCAGAUGAGCACGUUGAGGCAGUCGACAAGUUGCAGAAGUCUGUUAAGCUGCUACAGAAAACUAACCUGUGCCUGCUUCGUGAUAUGGCGGUUCUCAUUGCUCAGAGCUUUAAGAAUGAUCCUCACAAAGACAGCUUCUUCACCUUUCACAAAAAAGAGGGAGACAAUGAGUUUAUGAAUAUCAUCGCCAAUGAAAUAAACACUGAGGAAACACUGGUUUUCCUGACUGUUGGAGAGGAAAAGGGACCUGGUUUGUUUCUGCUGGCUGGACCCAGUGAACUAGUCACUGAGAUGGGACCACAAGUGUUAGAAUUGCUCCAAGGGAAGGGAGCAGGGAAGAACGGGCGAUUCCAAGGCAAAGCCAACAGCCUGGCACGGAGAGGAGAGGUGGAGGCUUUACUGAAGCAGCGCUGCAAUCAACGCAACUCACAGGAAGAAUGAAUUUUCAUUAGAAAGAAAUGUUUUAUGCUUCCAAAAGGGAAACAUUAAGGUUAGCUUACAUGGCUGCUUUAAACAUCCAUAAUCUGUGGUAAGCACUAAAUGAUGUGUUGGCUCACACAUAGAAAAUGAUCAUGAGAAAGUGACCAUUUGUGAAAAUGUAUAUAAGUCGACUUCUGUACAACAUGUGCUGUACAUAUUUCAAUAUUAAAUGUAAAGUACUGGCUUUAGUCAGUCAAAAUCCAAA